This is a messenger RNA of Aspergillus heteromorphus CBS 117.55, 2762 nucleotides long. RefSeq lists its product as uncharacterized. The coding region runs from base 1 to 2562 and encodes 853 amino acids. The record is from RefSeq and is a predicted model, not a curated record. The transcript is spliced from 4 exons. NCBI's taxonomy places the organism in Eukaryota, Fungi, Ascomycota, Eurotiomycetes, Eurotiales, Aspergillaceae.
AUGGUCAAGUAUGACAUCCCCACCCUCCUGGACCUUAGGCAAGACGCUCGCAUAGACCUCACCCGAUUCAGUGACCAGGCAUUUGGCAACAACCUGCUUCGACAACGCCAGGCAAGUACAAGUGUGUUGUCUGAACAGCCUGUCAACCGGUCGAGGAAUGCUUCAAAUUACUCCCGCCAGAGCGAAAGAACCCUCUCAAUCAUAGAGCCUGCCGUGCUCCGUCCCUCGCGACAGCCAAGUGAUCCACCACAGGGGGUUCGAGCCCAGACUGAUGCCGGGUUUGCUCGCUUCCUCAAGGAGCAUACGUCCCCGAAGCAUCAGCGCGUCACGGCAGGUGGCCGGAUCGUCCCGAUGGAGCCUUCAUCCCCUACCCCAAAGCCAAAGGAGCUCGUGCCCAGUAAAGAUGUCAAGAUGGAUGAUGAGAUAAUGAGCAAAGUCGCGUCUAAGAAUGAAAACAAGAGCAAGCUCGAGAACAGGCAGCUGCAGCCCACCGACGCCAAUGCAAGUAUCAACAUGCCCAAGGCGGCCUCGCAGCUGGCUGGAAGUCAUGUCAAUCAACCCCUCAUCAUGCAUCCGUCGGGGACCCUUGACCAGCAAUUCUCAGGCUGUGGGCAGAUACCCAAUCUUCUGUCAGCUGCAGCUACCACCGGUAUUUUUUCGCAGCCUAACCUUCCUUGGUCCCUGGAUAAUCAACAACUGCCUCAACUCGGGCUCCAAGUCCCUGAUAUCACUCUGUCAGCGGCCUCGGAUUACGGCAUGUAUAACUUCGGGGCAGAUCCAUACACAUGGCUUCCCAACAUGUAUCAAGCUUUGAAUACCCAGGGCCCUAUCGCCCCCUCCAUGCCAACAGUCCAGCCGUAUCCAACAGUCACCACGUCCUCCGACUUCUCGACCGGGAGCAACACCAGCAGUGGCGGGGCGGCUUCGAUAUUUAGCCAGUUUCCCACCGGAUACGAGUCCGUGUACCCUUCUCUUGGGCUCCAGUGGCAACAAUACACGGGUGGACAGGUCCCGCUUCUCACUCCCCCAGUGGUGCCUAGCCCUCUUCAGACGCCAACAUAUCAGAAGUCUCUGGAGGAUGCUGCCAAGGAGCACGAGUCUCUGACGGGCCAGCUUUCUCGCAUCGAUAGGUACAUGGCAAUACACAGCUGGGAUCUCGACCAGCAGUCGAAGAACCUGUUAGUCGAACAGCGAAUGAGUUUGGUCCGGGAGUUGGACGCAGUUAGGAUCUAUAGGGAACAUCUGGAGUGGGCUUCUGGACGGUUUGGUACAAGCGCUUCCUUGCGGCACAAUGUGAUGAAUCCGGCCACAGCCCCAGCAAAUAUGUAUGCUGCCAACAGUCUCGCGGGCAGUCAGACGCUGCUGGGCCCCGGUCUGUGUGCAGCCAGUUCGAGCUGUACAGCUCCAACAUUCCCUAUGUUUCCCCUGAUGAACGCACUUUCUCAACCACUGACAAUGAGUGAGCCAAUGAAUGCUGCUGCUGCUCCAUUCCAUGCCACGGUGGACACUCAUCCAUAUGAAAAUAACACUUUCCAAGCGGAGGCGUGUGCAAGCCGCACAUCAUUUAGAGAGGCCGGGUUGAAACCUCCACGCGCGGUGGGAACAUGUGCCGAACCCCUGCGGUCUGACAAAGAAGUCCAGACGCUUAGCGAGGCGAAGCCAAUAUCCAGGGAUAAACCUGUUGCGGGAUGGAAAACGCCUACCAAGGAUGGGCCUCCAGAGCUUCGAAAGGUGUAUGAUCAAAUCGAGGAGGCGGUCCGUCGUGGCGAACCGCUUGGCGGACUGCUAAAGGAUCUAUCGGCUGCCACAUCCCAGCUCGUUAAAGAGAGAGUGAGCGAGAAGGAAGAGCGGUACGGCUCGCUUCGAUCGCCAUCAAGCAAGCCUGGUAAACCACAUGCCAAGGCUCAUACCGGUAGUGAGGCGUAUGCGUUGAAAGGGAUCUCUGACAGACACGAAGCGUAUGCACCUUUCGCGCGCCCCUCCAGGAAGCUCUGGAAAUCCGGAAACGAUUUGCGGCGGCCCAUCCAUGGCAAGAACAGACCGUUUGGAGUCGAGGAUGAGGAUGAUGUCAAAUCCACUUCAUCAUACCUAUCAACGACGGAUUCAUGGGCCACUAUCCAUGAAGGCGACCGCUGCCUUGACAAGCUGGCACCAGAGGGCAAAGGAAAGGGAGUGUGUCGAGAUGUGUUGCCUGAAAGGAGACCACGCGACCCGUUCGAGCGUCCUACCGUAUCUGCCGAAGCCCUCCGGUCCACUAUUCGACGGACUGGGGCCCAGAACCUCAGUGUAACGGGCGAGCUUGCGGCCUACAAGCCACGCAGUUCUGCAACCUUGAUGGGCUCGAACAACUCAGGGAGGCAGACGAGCGUGGAGGAGAUGAGACAGCCGUACCCCCAGCUCCUCACGCAAUACUUCAACAAGGAUCGGGGCCUAGCCUUUCAGAAGACAGCGGCCUUGGCUGUCUCGCAGAAUGUGAAUGCACAUGGGUUUCUGCCCCCCUUCGAAGGCGUGGGGAAUGCGCCCCAAUCACGGCGAAAGGCGAAGGAAUGCGCUGAGCCCUAGCCAGAGCGAGCCAUCUGGGGAGAGCGAUGACGGAGUGCGGUCGAGCGAGGCACCGGCGGGGCUUCAUUUUCCCUUUCGAUGCCACGCCCUGAGACUGAGACAUGCGAACGGGGGAGCAGCAUUCAUUCACACGCGAACCGGCGGUGAGUUGACGGGCGAGGCCUGGUCGACGGACGUUGGGGACAAGUUGUUGGAGUUAG